AUGAUUUGGGACUACUUUGACAAGCAGCUGAGAGUCAACAUCAAUUUCCGCAUCCAUCGACUUGAGCUUAUGAGAUACAGGCAACACCCUGAAGAGACAAUCGAUGAAUUUGUAACGCGUUGCAGAGACAAAAGCCGCCAGUGUGAUUUUUCUAAAGAGGAGCUCAAUGAACGCAUAGUAGAACUCGUGAUUGCAUCCACACAUUAUGAUGGCAUGCAGCGCGAGUUGUUGCAGAAACCGGCGGGCUAUGCCCUUACAGACGUGGUUAGCCUAGGCAGGCAAUAUGAAGCUAUUGCUGCUGGGAAACAGUGUCUGUCAAACCUCUCACCAGUGUCGAAUAUCGACGCAAUACGUAGGAACCCGCAGGGGCCAAACAAGGGAGGGCGACCGAGGACAAGUGAUUGCAAGCAAUGCGGUUUCUGUGGACUGCACCAUCCUCCCAGACAGUGCCCUGCAUAUCGUGAUACCUGCAAGCACUGUGGAAGAAGGGGGCAUUGGGCCAAGUGCUGCAGAUCAAAGUCGGAUAGGACUCCUGUCCCCUCCUGGAGGCGUAGAUCGAGACAAGAGAGAGUGGAUGCCAUGCCUGUAGAAGAGGGCCAAUUACUUGCGGACCACGGAGAGGAGGGCUUCUCCCAAAUGUUCAGCUCCAUAUUGAUUUCGAGCAUGGACACCACGGCAGGAGAAAGUACGGAAGCCUUCACAGUUCUGAGCAUCGCCUGUCCAUCCAAGGUUGGAAAACAUCGCCUGCAAGUAAAAGUAGAUACUGGGGCAGGUGGCAACACACUUCCCCUCCGUAUCAUACAUGAAAUGUACCCCAAGGGACAAUGGCGCUCUAUUGUGAGACCACGACAAGUACAGCUUACUGCGUACAAUGGAUCCAACAUCCCUUGCAUCGGUUCCAUUGAUCUCAUGUGCCUAUACAAAGACUCCACAUGGACCAGACAGGAGUUCUUUGUGGUUGAGGUAGCUGGACCUGCGAUCCUAGGCCUACCAGGCAGCAAGGCUCUCAGUGUCGUCACCAUCCAUACAGUGACGAAGGAUGACAAGCCGCUAGAAUACAUACAUGACCAGGUCCAAAGCAUUCAGACGGUUAAAGAUCUCGUGGAACGGUGGCCCCAACAGUUCGACCGGAUAGGUGAUUUCAAGGAACCGGCCAAUCUUCUGUUGAAGAAUGAUGCCACGCCGCACAUCGAUGCUCCCCGGAAGUGCAGCAUACACAUUAAGGACAAGCUAAAAGCAGAGCUCGAUAAGAUGGAGGACCAAGGAGUGAUCCGUAAGGUCACACAUCACACUGACUGGUGCAGUUCCAUCACAACAGCGAUCAAGAAAGAUGGAUCCAUUCGGGUAUGCCUAGACCCAAAGCGUUUGAAUAAGAAUCUCAAGCGAUGCCCCCACAAGAUCCAGACACUGGAAGAAGUUAACCCAGAGUUCGUAAACGGGAAGUAUUUCACCAAGCUGGAUGCCAAGUCAGGCUAUUGGUCCGUGCAUCUUAGUGAGGACUCGCAAGAACUGACCACGUUUCGCUCUCCAUUCGGCAGAUACUGUUUUCUGCGUCUACCCUUUGGGCUUUCCACAAGCCAGGAUGUCUUCCAACAAAGAAUGGAUAAUAUAAUAGGGCAAGUCCCGGGUUGUGUGUGCAUCGCAGAUGAUGUCGUCGUGAUGGGUAGUACAGAAGCAGAGCAUGACCGCAACCUAUGGAAACUGUUUGAGACAGCAGCAAAGGAGGGACUAGUGUUCAACAGCAGCAAAUGCGUGGUGAAAGCAAAAUCGAUCAAUUUCUUCGGAACGAUCUACUCGGAAGUUGGAAUUAGUCCAGAUCCCUGCAAAGUUGAAGACAUCCACGCAAUACCCACCCCACAGGACAAGGAGGAUCUCCAGAGGUUCCUGGGCAUGAUGAACUUCUUGUCUCCCUACAUCCCUAAGUAUGCAGAUCAGGUCGCUAUCUUGCGAGAUCUAUUAAAGAAAGGUGUUCCGUACCUGUGGCAAGAAGACCACCAGGAAGCGUACUGCCAACUAAGGAAAGCAGGUCAGCAAGACAGCUCGCUGAAGUACUAUGAUCCUGAGACACCUGUCACCCUUGAGGUAGACGCCUCAUCAAAAGGGUUGGGAGCAUGCCUAUUACAGCAAGGAAAGCCUGUGGCAUAUGCCUCAAAAAGUCUCUCGCCUUGCCAAGCUCAAUACUCCAAUAUUGAGAGGGAGACGCUGGGACUCGUCUUCGGGAUUACUAGAUUCCAUACUUACCUAUUUGGAAGAGACUUCAAGGUGCUGACUGACCACAAACCCCUUGUGACAAUAUGCGCCAAGCCACUCACGAGUGCCCCGCCCCGACUACAAAGGCUUCUCGUAAAGAUCCAAGGGUACAACUUCACCAUUGAACACCGCCCAGGAACAGAGAUGAUCAUUUCUGAUACGCUCAGCAGAUUGCCUAAUCCACUGCGCACAGAAGAUGUCCCACUUGAUGUCCAUGUAGAAGGGGUACUACUGGAUGAAGUUGAGGACACGUUGGGCAUUGAUUUGCUCCACUUUGGGAUCCUCAAGCAACAAGCUCUACAGAAAGAGACCACCCAAGAUCCUGUGCUGCAGAAAGUGAAAGAAUUCACUCACACUGGUUGGCCCGCAACCAUUCAGGAGCUGCCAAACGAAUUACGCCCUUACUGGCCGUUUCGUGAUGAACUAGGCAUGUCAAAUGGGGUUAUCUUCAAGGGCAGACAAGUGAUUGUGCCUCAAUCCAUGAGGACGGACAUUCUGCAGCAACUGCAUAGCGGGCAUCAAGGCAUCGAGAAGAUGAGGCUUCUUGCACGCCAGUCGGUUUACUGGCCAAACAUCAAUCGUAACAUUGAUGAGCUUGUCAGGAAAUGCAAACAGUGCCAAGAGCAUAUACCUCAGCAGAGAAGGGAACCACUUCUCCCUCAUGAAAUCCCCAUUACGCCAUGGACCAAAAUUGGUAUAGAUCUGUUUGAGUUGGACAGGGUACAAUACCUUAUAAUGGUCUAUUACCAUUCAAAAUUUCCAGUUGUCCACCGAUUGGCUUCGACGACCAGCGCAGGUGUGGCUAAUGCAAUAACUGGAAUAUUCAGCCUUCUGGGAUCUCCCACAGAGGUGAUGUCAGACAAUGGCCCACAGUUUGUUGGUGCAGCGUUUCAGCAGAUGUGCAAAGAAUGGGGAAUAACGCACACUACUUCCUCACCGCGAUACCCCCAGUCGAAUGGUCUGGUGGAGAGAAUGGUCCAAACAGUAAAAGGAAUCAUAAGAAAGACACAGGCAACAGGGGAAAGCUCAGCAGCUGCUCUACUGAAUCUGAGAAGCACUCCAAUAGACGCCCAUCUCCCCUCCCCAGCGAAAUGUUGUUUGGUCGGCAGGUCCGAACGCGACUCCCAGCUAACCUAG
Molecule: messenger RNA, 3387 nt
Organism: Priapulus caudatus
Lineage: Eukaryota; Metazoa; Priapulida; Priapulimorpha; Priapulimorphida; Priapulidae
Exons: 1
Coding region: 1-3387 (1128 amino acids)
Biological process (GO): DNA integration
Molecular function (GO): zinc ion binding; nucleic acid binding
Source: RefSeq, a predicted model, not a curated record